Aspergillus thermomutatus is the source of this 1149-nucleotide messenger RNA. RefSeq names its product putative MFS transporter. The record is from RefSeq and is a predicted model, not a curated record. Bases 1 to 1149 code for a protein of 382 amino acids. Gene Ontology annotation, cellular component: membrane. The transcript is spliced from 6 exons. Gene Ontology annotation, biological process: transmembrane transport. Lineage: Eukaryota; Fungi; Ascomycota; Eurotiomycetes; Eurotiales; Aspergillaceae. Gene Ontology annotation, molecular function: transmembrane transporter activity.
AUGGGGCUUCUCGGGGAUAAUGAUACUCCCAGGAAUGACACGAAAGAUGCCAUUGAACAAGCCCCCAGCGUCGACACAGAGAAACAAAAUGCGGUCCAUCAGGAUGAAGACAACGACACAGCACUGCCUGCAAUGCCUGCACCGGUCAUCACUAUAGACCCGGCUGUCGAGCGUCGAGUUCUGAGGAAACUGGAUCUAAGGGUCCCGACACUUCUGGGGUUCUUGUACCUUUUGUCGCUACUCGACCGCUCCAACAUAGGCAAUGCAUACAUAGCUGGGAUGAAACAAGAUUUACGUCUAAGUGGACAUCGCUAUUCUUGGCUUCUGACCAUUUUCUACAUCUCGUACACGCUGUUCGAGUUUCUAGCCUUGAUGUGGAAGAUUAUACCGCCUCAUCGCUGGGCAGCGAUCACUGUGUUGAGCUGGGGCAUUGUUGCAACUUGUCAAGCUGCGGCACAGAGCUGGGAGGGAAUGAUGGCCCUCCGUUUCCUCCUUGGGAUGGCUGAAGCCGCAUUCGGACCGGGCACACCCUAUCUGUUGUCUUUCUUCUAUCGCCGUCAUGAACUCGGUCUCCGUUGUGGGCUGUUCGUCUCUGCUGCGCCUUUGGCAAAUACGUUUGCAGGGGCCCUGGCGUAUGGAAUCACGUCUGGCCAUUCCAAGUUGGCCAAUUGGCGAUUAUUGUUUCUAGUGGAAGGGGCACCGUCUUUGAUUGCUGCUUUUCUUGCCUGGUUUUUCCUGCCCGAUCACCCAGCGUCUGCCCGUUUCCUGAAUGAAGAAGAAAAAAAGGUUGCACGAGCAAGAGGGCUUCGGAGGAGCGGUGAGGGCGAGCGUGUAACAGGCAUUGACUGGAAGGAUAUUGGCCGUACCCUGCUGGAUGUCAAAGCCUGGUUCACGGCGAUAACCAAGGAUCCGACACCCGACGAGAAAGAUGCGCCUCGAUACGUUCGAGGACAAUCGAUUUGCGCCGCUUUUAUGUUCUUUACUACUAUCCUAGCACUCACUUUGCGGUUUCUUUUGGUCUGGGAAAACAAACGCUUGGACCGGAAAUAUGGCACCAGGAACGAGGAAUCUGCCGGAGGAGGCUCCAAUCGAAACGAUGAUAGCGUGGCAGAGGAGAAUUAUGGAUCUGGAUUCCGCUACGUCUUAUGA